Molecule: messenger RNA, 1533 nt
Organism: Monoraphidium neglectum
Lineage: Eukaryota; Viridiplantae; Chlorophyta; Chlorophyceae; Sphaeropleales; Selenastraceae
Product: bacillolysin
Exons: 9
Coding region: 1-1533 (510 amino acids)
Molecular function (GO): metalloendopeptidase activity
Source: RefSeq, a predicted model, not a curated record
AUGGUCGGUAGGACCCUCCUGAUGCUGUUGGCCGUGACAAGCGCCCAGGCCGUUGCACCCAGGCUUGAGGGCCCUGACGGCAGCGCGUACGCAAGCGCCUCCAACAGCAAUGGCGGCGUCCAGGAGGCUGUGCCGUUUGCAUUCGGCAACCUCCGUCUAAACUGCGCCGGCUGUGGCAGCCUGUCCUGCUACGCCUACACCCAGAGCGUCCCCGCAAACACCAGCAUCAUCACCCGCGCGACGCUCGCCGCGCCUGCGACCAUUCGCACCGACAAAUCUGCGUCCUACAAGCCGUCGACUAAGGAGGUCCUGGCCUGGGUGUCCAGCCACUUUGGGAUCCCGGCUGGCAAUCUUCAAGUCGCAAAACCAACCAAGACUGGUGAUUACACAGACACCUUCAAAGUCAACAAGAAGUCGGUCAAGGUCCGGCACGUGCGCAUUCAGCAGGUGCAGAGCUGGGCCAGCACGUUCAACCCCAACACUGACUUUGGACCCCUAUCGGUGGAGUUUGGAUUCAUAGCAGUGCACUUGGACAAAAAUAACGUCCUGGCUGUGACAGGCGGGUACAUCCCCAGCCUUUUCACCUCCAUUGCGGCCGCCCCAAGCAGCCGCAUCUCGCCUGCUGUCGCCUCCUCCUUUGCCGCCGGCGCCGCGCUUGCCGCGGCGCCUGACAUCCGCCCAGACGUCGCCAAGGCGCUGCGCGCUGCGGCCGGCGGCGACCCCUCCGCCCUUGCCACCGCCUCGAUUGCCGCCGCAGCCGGCGGCGGCGGUAGCAGUGGCAGCGGCGGCAGUGGUGGCAGCGGCGGUGGCAGCGGCAGCGGCGGCGGCGCCAUCAAGUCGGGCGGCACAUGGAUAGUCGGGUGCUUUGACUCAGGCUGCGGCCCUGUGUGGAAGGAAAACUACUUCUUACCUCCGGGCGCUGGCUCGCAGCCGCGCUCCCUUGAUGUCUACAUCGACGCAUUCACCGGCAACAAGCGCCUCGUCAUUGAUAACCUCAAGACUGUCUCCGCAGCGGUUGGCAUUGGCCACAGCCUCUACGCCGGUCAGGUCAAACUGCCUACAGGCAAAGGGCCCAAGAACGCCAAUGGCGGGCAGUACGAGCUCACAAACUUCAAGGUCAACAAGAAGGGGAUGACCCUUGACUGGAACAACAACCCAGACGCCACUAACGACCUCAACUUCCUCCUUGCCGCCACGCUCUUCCGAAGUGCCGACAACACCUGGGGUUCUGGCACCACGGCAUCCGACACUGACGUCAACAGGCAGACGGCCGCUGUUGACGCCCACUACGGAGUUGGCCUGGUCUACCAGUACUACCUCCAGGUGCACGGCCGCAAGGGCCUGGACAACAAGAACACGCCCAUCGACUCGUUUGUUCACGUAGGGAAAGGCUACAACAAUGCGUUUUACAAUGCCGGCAGCAUGUUCUUUGGAGAUGGCAGCCGCCUCGAUCUGAACGGGUGUAACGGCUUCACACCGCUCACGCCGCUAGACAUCGUCGCCCACGAGGUCACCCACGGCAUCACCGAGUGA